CGAUAAGCCUGAGGCCGAGUGAUGACGUGACGCACGUUUCCGUAUUUCACGCUACUCCGGGCGGUGAAGGUCCUCUGUCCAAUCGUCAAGAAGCCCUGUGGUAAUACCGUAAUGUGGACUUACCGCCGGCACAUCAAUUCUCCGACCGCCUUCAAAAUUGACAAAAUUAUAGAAAAUCCGAAUGUCCGUCGGUCUCGCCGCGUCUUUUCAGAUCGAACAAUCGGCUGCGGGGCUCAGGAAUCAUGCGUCGCGGGGGAAGACCGACGUUGAGGCAAGGCCUGGAUCGGGAGGUCUACCAGAUCGUGCGCAAAAUCAUUGACGAUCAAUCCGAAAAAAAUGAACAAAUUCGUCUCUCGUCGUCCGCGAUCUACGAUACCAUCAAGCGCUCCAACUCGAGCCUGAACAGGAAACCCAAACGCAUGCUGGAAGACAGCAUCGAGCGGGUGGUCGAAGUUGUCAAAACCGACGAGCUUGGGCAGGAUGACGAGGACUCCGUAGAGGGCGACUUUGAGGGAUUGGAGGAACCGGUUCCAGUUCCGGAGUCCAACAGUCUCAAUAAAAGUAUGGUGGGCAUGUGGAAUACGACAUCGAAACAGCCGAAACCUACCGAGCCCAAAAAUUCCGAGUCGGCCCCUCCGGCGACUACUUCUUCCAGUAAACGACGACAACAUGGGGGAGAAUCUACCUCUUCCAAGCGCCGCAAGGCUGAGAGCGCGGUCGACCGAUCACCCCCCACCCAUGUGAGUCUGUCGGAUCUGGGUGGCCUCGACGACGUGGUCCAGGACCUUGGAGAUCUUGUUAUUCUUCCCAUGACCCGCCCUCAAGUCUACAUGUCAUCGAAUGUGCAACCCCCGCGCGGUGUCCUGUUGCAUGGUCCGCCAGGAUGCGGAAAAACCAUGAUCGCAAAUGCCUUUGCGGCAGAACUGGGGGUGCCUUUUAUCGCCAUCUCGGCCCCGUCGAUUGUCUCCGGAAUGUCGGGAGAGUCCGAGAAGGCUUUACGGGAGCACUUCGAGGAGGCCAAGAAAAUAGCCCCUUGUCUAAUUUUCAUCGAUGAGAUCGACGCCAUUACGCCUAAACGAGAAAGCGCACAGAGGGAGAUGGAGAAGAGAAUUGUCGCCCAGCUUUUGACAUGCAUGGAUGACCUCGCUCUGGAGAAGACGGAUGGCAAGCCGGUUAUCGUUCUUGCUGCUACCAAUCGGCCCGAUAGCUUGGAUGCCGCUUUGCGUCGAGGAGGCCGCUUUGACAAGGAAAUCAACAUGACCGUGCCGUCGGAGCCGGUGAGAGAACAGAUCCUCCGAGCCCUCACGCGCAAGAUGCGCCUUGCCGAUGACCUGGACUUCAAGACCCUGGCGAAGAGAACCCCAGGGUUUGUGGGUGCGGACCUGAACGACCUGGUUUCCACGGCUGGCUCUGCCGCUAUCAAGAGAUACCUGGAGCUUCUAAAAUCUCACGGUGGUGAAGAAAUGGAAAUUGAAGAAGAAGUAGAUGAUAUCAGCCCUAAGAUCAAGGAGCUGCGCCGUCUAAUCGCCCACGCGAAGGAGACGCCAAUGGGCGAGGAAGCCCAAGUUGUCCUGGUCUCCAAUGCAGACUUCUUUACAGCGCUUCCUAAAAUCCAGCCAUCAUCGAAACGUGAAGGCUUCGCUACCAUCCCCGACACCACCUGGGCGGAUAUUGGCGCUCUGGGCGGCAUUCGUGAUGAACUGUCGACAGCGAUUGUCGAGCCAAUCAAGAAUCCGGAUAUCUACGCCAAUGUCGGCAUUACGGCGCCCACCGGUGUGCUCCUUUGGGGUCCUCCUGGGUGUGGUAAGACCCUGUUGGCCAAGGCCGUGGCCAACGAGUCGCGCGCCAACUUUAUCAGCGUCAAGGGUCCCGAGUUGCUCAACAAGUACGUCGGUGAAUCGGAGCGUGCCGUGCGGCAGGUGUUCGUGCGCGCGCGCUCGUCCAUCCCCUGUGUCAUUUUCUUCGACGAGCUCGACGCUCUGGUUCCUCGACGAGACGAUACGCUGUCCGAAGCCUCGGCCCGCGUCGUCAACACCCUGCUCACCGAGCUGGAUGGCCUCGGCAGCAAUCGCCAGGGCAUCUACGUUAUCGCGGCCACCAACCGGCCGGAUAUCAUUGACCCGGCGAUGCUGCGUCCAGGCCGUCUGGAAACCCUGCUCUUCGUGGCCCUCCCCGAUAAAUCUGAGCGUGUCGAAAUCCUGAAGACCCUGGUCCGCAACCUGCCCAUCGAGUUCAACGAGGAUCUCGAACGACUGGCGGUGGAGUGCGAAGGGUACAGCGGUGCUGACCUGGGAAGUUUGCUGCGUCGGGCUGGUUACUCGGCCAUCAAGAGGCGGGAUACCAUCGCCAUCCAGGACUUCGUGGCUGCGAAGGAGUUCAUUCGACCGAGUGUGACGGAUCUGAAGAAGUACGAAAAACUGCAAAAGGACUGGGGUGGAGGUCCUCCCCGCAAACUGUAAAUACCAUAGAUUUCCUAUUUAUCCUUGCUCUUUCUUAUACUCCCAUCAUAUAUACCCCGCCCUAUCUAUAUAGAUGAGAUCGCGACUUCGCAGUGUCCUUUCUCGCAUAGAUUAGUGUGUUUUUGGAAGAGAACUUUACACUACAUAGCCGCCAAAGAGAGUUGUAAACGAGGAAGAAAUAAAGAAUUAUGGGGCGAGAACUUUUUAAUGGAUAUCUAACAGUAACAUUCAUACACACCAAACGCCCCAUGUAGAUAGAUAUGGCAAGAACAUAGAGACAGGAAAGAGAUUUUGUAAUUACAUCCACAAGCGGCAAGUUCCAUCGGCACCCGCACUGACACACCAGGCUUCUCGAGGAUGCCAAUCGAUAUCCAACACACCCAGUUCCCCGGUGAUCUUAUGGCCCUUCAGCACCUUGAGGGGUACGAUACUGGCAUUGCUGAGCAUGUCACCUGUGACGCUGCCGUGGAAGAUCUGAAGGGAGCCAUCGUCACUGGCAUCGGCGAAAAGAGGGUACCGGCCACCGGGGUGGAAACGCACGGAACGGAUGGCCUUGCGGUGGUACCGCAGAGUCUUGUAAGGACGCUGCGACAGCUCGAGAUCAUGCCACAGAAGACGUCGAUCGUACGAUCCAACAAUGAGGUUGUCGCCGCCAGAGGCGGUAGAAGAAGUCGGAUGAAUGUCGAAGGAAGAGAUCCAGCGGGCACCGGGUUGGAUAAUCUUGACAAGGAGCUGUCGCGAGAGGUCGUAUGCGCGAAUGGUCCGCUGGUUGGCAACAAAGAGGAUCGGCUUCGAAGGGUGGAAGUGAGCCGUCUGUGGAGGACCACCACCCUUGAUGCGUCGGCGGAAGGGGAACUGGGUCAUAUGCUUAGAGAGUGUGUGAAUGGAAAUCGCCACGGAAGCCGGAGUGGAAGAUCCGGGGCACACAGUGACGAAGUAGUCACCGCGGCGAUGCCAGGAGAUAGAUUUGACCACAUAGCGAAGAGGAAUAACCGCACAGAUACCGGAAUCUGCAAGGGAAGCCGAGGGGCGGAUCCAUUGCGGAGGAGUGUUCUUCUUGUUUUCCUCGGCAACGCUUGGAGGAGGCCUCGUGGCCGCAAAGCCCCAGCCGGCAUCCAGGAUAUCCAAACUGGCUUGUUCGAUUUCAGGGUCGACAAUCGGAGGCACCGCAAGGAAGAUAUCGUCACCGGCUGCGGCCGCAAGCACCACGGCGUCCUUUCCAGGUCUCCAGCGAACCACAUUGACAGGUUCCUCAUCACCAAUCUUAACGCUCCAGAGUUGACGGCCGGUCAGAAGCUCCCAGACUCGGACAGUUCCAUCGUCACCACCAGUAGCAAGCCACACACCCGUGGGGUCCACAGCCAGGGAACGAACACGGCCCUUAUGCCCCCGGAACACUGUGGCGCAAGCGGUAGGGAACGGCUUCAGUUCUUCAGGGCUAGGAAGUUUAGGGAGAAGGCUUUCAGGGUCGAUGUUCAAUUUGCUCCUCCGAACCCGAGGAGCCAGGUAAAGAUCCAAGCAACGCUCGAAUUUCUCCUUAACAAAAGACUCGUACCCAGGAACCUUUCGAAGAGAGCCAAAAUCAUUGGGAAGGAAUUCGCGCUCCCGAUCUUCCGGAUCCGCCUCCUCCCAGGCUUUCCGUUCUUUCUUGUCGGGCAAAUAUUCGGCAGGGGGGUGGUAACUCUCCUCAUAGCCCGGUGGCGGAAGUUUAGGAGCAGGUGCAUUCAUAGGAUGAUCCGGGCGUUCUGCUUCAUCCUCCCACAAAUCGUAUUUAAUGAUGUCUUGAUCAGCCUCAUCUUCUUCAGUCGGAGGCUUGAAGGGCAAGAUACGUCCUUCUCUAAUGGCCUUCACGAUUUUCAUGACCCGCUUAGCUUCGUGUUUGGAUGGCACGAAUCGACGCUUCGGUUCCGGCGCAGCGCUCAGAGGCAUGAUCUCCUCCUUGUUGGAGAACCAUUCCAUCAGUGGUUCGUAGGGGUUGAAUUCAUCAUCCGGGACUUCGUUCAUCUGGACCUUGCGCAACAGCUCCAGCUCAUCCUGACUCAAUUCCAGGGGUUUACCCGUCGAAGGAUCCGUCAAACCAGUCCAGCCCUUGGGCAUCUCAAUGCUGUCAAGUAGUGCGUCAAGAGCCUCUCCCUUGGCGGGACGCAGAAUCUUCUUUCCAUUGAUAUCGUAACCGAUAUGAGGGUACGAAUCGUAGAACGACAGGGGAAUGUUACCGAUGGUGUUGGCGUUUUCGUCGGCAUCGGAGUACUCUGAGUUGUCAUCGGGAUUGAUCUCGUCAUACAGAAAGCGAUCAUUCCCAUUGGCGUCCUUCUCAAUGCGAAAGUUCGGUUGUUCUUCGUCGGAGCUCUCAUCGUCUUCCGCUGGUUUGCUGGCUUUUGUUUCGGCGAGCUCUUCUCCAUCUGAGGGAAUCUCGUCACUGUCCAGCUCCUCCUCAUCAUCAUCUUCGUCACUGAACUCGUCCACCAAUUCAACCUCCGAAUCAUCUUCAUCGCUCGACAGGUCGUUGGCAUCAAGUGCGCCGUCCAGGCCAUCUCCGUUUAACUCAUCGCCUGAAAAGACACCUGGUUCCUCCUCGACAUCGCGAGUGACUGCCUUGCGUUUUUUCGAAGCCUUAAGAGCAGGCAUAGUGGAGGAAUGACACCGAGUCCUGCGUGAAUCUGUUUAGUCUUUCGUCUUCUUUUUCCUGUCCGGAACUUUUUUUUUUUUUUUACCUUUUGGGACUACCCGAUGAACACACCGCCCACGUGACACACCGCCCGCGG
Aspergillus melleus is the source of this 5224-nucleotide messenger RNA. It is a transcript of the gene RIX7, whose product is annotated as putative AAA family ATPase/60S ribosome export protein Rix7. NCBI's taxonomy places the organism in Eukaryota, Fungi, Ascomycota, Eurotiomycetes, Eurotiales, Aspergillaceae. The record is from RefSeq and is a predicted model, not a curated record. The transcript has 3 exons. The coding region runs from base 243 to 2459 and encodes 738 amino acids. Gene Ontology annotation, cellular component: nucleus. Gene Ontology annotation, molecular function: preribosome binding; ATP binding; RNA binding. Gene Ontology annotation, biological process: ribosome biogenesis.